AUGGCGCACCAUUGCCAGCAGUGUGACUAUUUCACAUCGCGGAGAAGUAAUCUGAAGAUUCACGUCAUGGCGAAACACACAGCUGUAAAGCCGUACCAGUGUGGGCACUGCGACUACUCAACAGUGGCGAAGAACAGGCUUGCCGAGCACAUCACGGCAACACACGGUGGUGUGAAGCCACACAAGUGUAACCUUUGCGACUAUUCUGCAGCACGGAAGUCUAAUUUGCACCGACAUCUUGCCACACACACCGGUGCGAAACCUUACAAGUGUGACGUUUGCGACUUUGCCACGUUGCACAAGUCUUACCUGAAGGAUCACUUGGCAAGUCACACCGGUGAGAAACCUCACAGAUGUGAAGUUUGUGAUUUUGCCACGGCACACAAGUCUUCUUUGGCCGAUCACAUGGCAAUACACACUGGCGACAAACCGUACAAGUGCAAAUCGUGUGAUUUUUCUACAGCACGAAAGUCCUCUUUGAUGCGACACCUGGCGGUACAUACCGGUAUCAAACCGUACAAAUGUGAUAUUUGUGGACACGCUACGCUACGGCUGUCUACUUGGAAACUACACAUGUCAACUCACACUGGCGAGAAACCUUACAAAUGUGACGUGUGCGAUUAUUCGUCAGCAAAGAUGUCUAAUUUGAAGUUACACUUGGCAACGCACACUGGUGAAAAGCCUUUCAAAUGUGAAGUUUGUGAAUACUCCACAUCGCGAAAGUCUUCUUUGAAGUCGCACAUGGCGACUCACACUAGUGACAAACCGUUCAAAUGUGACUCUUGUGGGUAUUCAGCGUCUCUAAUGUCUACUUUGAAGCGACACAUGGCAACCCACACCGGCGAGAAGCCUUACAAAUGUGAAGCUUGCGGAUAUUCUACAACAAAGAUGUCUAAUUUGAAGCAACACAUGACCUGCCAUAGUGGCGAAAAGCCUUACAAAUGUGAAGUCUGCGGUUUUGCGACUGCUCAAAAAUCAAACUUAAAGCGACACAUGGCAACUCACACCGGUGAAAAACCGUACAGAUGCGACAUUUGUGGGUACUCCGCGGCACAAAUUGCUACCUUGAAACAACACAUAAAUGCCCAUAGUGGUCAGAAGCCUUACCGAUGUUAUGCUUGUGAUUUUGCUACAGCACACCCAUCGUCUUUGAAGAAACACAUGGCAAAUCACACUCACCGGAAUCCAGAAAACUAUGACGCUGGUUUACAGAAAGGAAUCCCUGUCCUGUACAAAUGCAACUCUAUGGAACUCUCUUCUAUCUAAACUGAAAACAAUAUUUUCUGUCGGGUUCUUUAUGCGCCAGAACAAGGAAUAUCUAAUCACUUACACUGUUUACUUUGUUUUAUAAUUAUAAAUGUUUUGCUAAUUCAAUUAUCUACUUUACAAACUUCAUUUGCUGCGUAUAUUUUGCUUGUAUUAUGUAUUGCAUUAUAUCGUCGUAUCAUAUUGAAGUACUUUUAUCAUUAGGCAUUGUAACAAUAAUUGUAACAAUAUUCUAUCAUUGAUGUACUUAUGACAUGUUAAUUUGCACCUUUUCUUUUCAGUUUGCUACUUCAUCAAUCUAUGUCUAAAGGCGAUAUGUUGUCCCUGGACAAAUGGACCAGAAUGAAAAAAAAGAAGUGCUAUCCGGAGCUCGCCGAUAUCUAUUUUGAAGUAAUACAUAGUCACAUAUAGUUAUUAUUUCUUUUCAAUUUUUUGCGUAUCCUUAUACCGUAUUGCGACAUUUGAGCCCUUAGGUGGUGGAUGUUUAUUCGUAAUUUCAGUCUCCAAACUCAAACUCAAACUCAUUAAAUUUAGUUGCAAUAGUGAACCCUGCUGCUAGGAGGCGUGAACAUCAUCGUUUCGUCCCUGUAAUAAGCUAUAUUUGUACCACGAAAAUAACUCGAAAGAAUCCCAUUUAGUAAAUGUGAGAUAAAGACACUUAAUAAUUUUGCAAAGGUAACGGGAAUAUUGAAAUGGAACACGCUGUGGUCAAUUAUGACCCGAUAUUUCUAUCAAUAUUAAAGUAUGCUCACUUUUGUUGACAAUUGCAUGAGUAUCCAUAGCUCAAUUAUUAUCAGUA
This is a messenger RNA of Branchiostoma floridae (Florida lancelet), 2065 nucleotides long. RefSeq names its product zinc finger protein 665-like. Gene Ontology annotation, molecular function: RNA polymerase II transcription regulatory region sequence-specific DNA binding; DNA-binding transcription factor activity, RNA polymerase II-specific. Bases 1 to 1266 code for a protein of 421 amino acids. Lineage: Eukaryota; Metazoa; Chordata; Leptocardii; Amphioxiformes; Branchiostomatidae. Gene Ontology annotation, cellular component: nucleus. Gene Ontology annotation, biological process: regulation of transcription by RNA polymerase II. The transcript has a single exon. The record is from RefSeq and is a predicted model, not a curated record.